AUGUUUCGACAGCAGCCGAAUGUGUUUGAGGAUGUCAUCGUGAAAGCGACGGACGAGAACUUGACCUCAGAGAACUGGGAAUACAUGAUGGAUGCGUGGGAGAAGAUUAAUGAAUCUCCAGAAAAUGGACCUAAAAAUGCUGUCGCAGCAUUGAUUAAACGGCUAGCUCAUCGGAACGCUAAUGUUCAACUUUAUACCCUUGAACUUGCAAAUGCUUUUUCACAAAACUGCGGCCCAAAGAUGCAUCGGGAGCUUGCUUCGAGAUCUUUUACAGAUGCCAUGCUACGACUUGCCGCCGAUCGGAACACUCACCCGACCGUGAAAGCUAAGAUAUUGGAACGGAUGGCCGAAUGGUCUGAAAUGUUCUCGAAGGAGCCAGAUCUUGGCAUAAUGGAAGGCGCCUAUAACAAGUUAAAAUCCCAAAAUCCAAACAUACAGGCACCGUCGAAGCCGCACAAAAGGGAAAUCACAGAUAUUGAUAGACAGAAGGAGGAGGAAGAGCUUCAAAUGGCCUUGGCAAUAUCCCUCAAAGAUAGGCCACAAGCUGGACAAUCCUCGAGCUCAAAGGCGCCGCAGCAAUCCGCGGGCUCUAAUCCGGUAGCCCAACAAUCACAGGCCCCAGCAAGCACAGCUGAAGCUACACCACAUACAACAGCUGCGACGGUAUCUAGGGUUCGUGCACUUUUCGAUUUCGUCCCGACUGAAAAAGGAGAGCUUGCGUUUAGGAAGGGUGAUAUCAUUGCAGUGCUCGAGUCAGUGUAUAAGGAUUGGUGGAGUGGAUCCUUGAGAGGCCAGACAGGAAUUUUCCCAUUGAAUUAUGUGGAGAAACUGACAGACCCUACUCAAGAGGAGGUUAUGAAGGAGGCCCAAAUGGAGGCUGAGGUCUUUGCAGAGAUUAAAAACGUGGAGAAACUCUUGGCGCUUUUGAGCACAUCCAACGUUGAAUCAAACGUGCAGGAAAACGAGGAAAUCACUACACUCUACCAUCAAACACUGGCAAUUCGCCCGAAGUUGAUUGAGCUAAUUGGGAAGUACUCACAGAAGAAAGACGACUUUGUCGCAUUAAAUGAAAAAUUUAUUAAAGCACGACGUGAUUACGAAAAUCUGCUCGAGUCCUCUAUGUCCCAAGGUGCCUCACAUUAUGGCCGACCCGGCCAGCCACCAUAUAACUAUGGAGGCGAUCCAUACCCACCUGCUGGAGAGCGGUUUUAUACUCCAGCCCCACAGAUGAACCCCUCCGUUUCUCCCUCAAUUCAACAUGGCGCUUUUUCUCCGCCUCCCCAACAGCAAAAACCAUCGGGGCUUCCUUACCCAGGACCUCGACGGACAAGCAACCACUUUUAUGCCCCACCUGAAGGUCAUGAAUCAGCACCACCGCCACAUGGAAAUAACGCACCAUUUUAUGUAGUUGGUCAAGCACCGCCUGGUGCUCAAAUUCCGGGCCGACAACAGGAUCCUAAUCAACGUCCACAGGGUCAUCAACCACCCGGCCCAAGCGGACACCCAGUGGAUGGACAGAUACAGCCCCAAGAACUUGCAACAUCAAUAUAUGACUCACCUCUUGAUGGUAGACCACCACAGAACAGUGGAUAUCCACAGCCUAUGGGUGCUCCUGGCGGUCAAGAGAGGGUUCCCUCCCCCUCUCAACCUCCCGGACAAACCCCAUAUGGUGGAUAUCAAGCAUAUCUACCCCCUCAACAGCGCCCUUUGUCAGCCGGACCUAACCCACCCAACCCGUCAGUGUACACAGACACUGCGGCAAAUAAUAGCGGGCCUCAUGCAUACCCAGUUCUAGGGUCGACAUCUCCUUCAGGUGCAGGUGGCUCAGCUUAUCAAGCAUAUACCGCACCCAAUGGCGGAAGACCCCCACAAAGUUACUAUACAGAACAGCAAUACCCACCCGCUCCCAAUCAUCCUGCACCGGCGCCCCCCCAAUCUAGUGGACCAGGCGGUGCUCCAGGCGGUGCUCCUCACGAUUAUUACAAACAGAAUGAACUUUUCCUGCCUCCAGGAAGCAGAGCACAAAGUUAA
Morchella importuna is the source of this 2031-nucleotide messenger RNA. RefSeq lists its product as uncharacterized. Gene Ontology annotation, biological process: protein transport to vacuole involved in ubiquitin-dependent protein catabolic process via the multivesicular body sorting pathway. Gene Ontology annotation, molecular function: phosphatidylinositol binding; ubiquitin binding. The transcript is spliced from 8 exons. NCBI's taxonomy places the organism in Eukaryota, Fungi, Ascomycota, Pezizomycetes, Pezizales, Morchellaceae. Gene Ontology annotation, cellular component: ESCRT-0 complex. The record is from RefSeq and is a predicted model, not a curated record. The coding region runs from base 1 to 2031 and encodes 676 amino acids.